This is a messenger RNA of Sycon ciliatum, 918 nucleotides long. RefSeq lists its product as uncharacterized. The coding region runs from base 1 to 918 and encodes 305 amino acids. NCBI's taxonomy places the organism in Eukaryota, Metazoa, Porifera, Calcarea, Leucosolenida, Sycettidae. The record is from RefSeq and is a predicted model, not a curated record. The transcript has a single exon.
AUGGAAGCCGACACUCUCCUCCGACAGUUCUGGGAGCUCGAAAAAACCGACUCGGAUUUGGAAACCGCAUUCAGUCCAGAUGAUCAGACCAUCGUGGAUGCAACUGUCAAAUCAAUGGUGAAGAACGACCAGGGACAUCAAGUAAGUGUGCCGUGGCGUAAAGACGGCCCACAACCACCCAACAACCAAGAGAUGACGAUGCAGCGACUCCGUAGCACCGAACGGCGUUUAGCAAAGCAACCAGAUGUAGCAGCAUCAUACGACAAAAUCAUUCAACAGUACUUGGAAAAAGGGUACGUUCGACUAGUCUUACCAGGCGAGCCCCCUCUACCAUCCAAAUGGCUGCUACCACACUUCCCAGUACUCAGACCGGACAAGAGUACUACCAAGGUGCGUAUCAUGUUUGAUGCAUCUGCUCGCCUUAAUGGAGUCUCGCUGAAUGAUACGAUACAUCAGGGUCGUAAGCUGCAACAGGAUCUAGCGAAAGUACUACUUCGCUUCCGCAAGAAUCCGAUCGCAGUGGCCUGUGAUAUCAGUGAGAUGUAUCUCCAAAUUCAUCUUGCUGAAGAGGAUCGUCCGUACCACCGAUUUCUGUGGCGCAGUGACCCAGGGUGGGACAAUGAACCAGACGAGUAUGAAUUCACCAGAGUCGUGUUCGGUGUUAAUUGCUCACCAUUCCUCGCACAGCUGGUCACCCAGGAGCACGCUAAGGCAAACAGUAGCAAAUGGCCGCAAGCAGCUGAGACCGUCCUUCAGUCGACAUACAUGGAUGACAGUCUGGAUUCAGCACCAUCAGUUGCAGAUGCAAUCAGCCUCUAUCGACAACAUUCAGAUCUGUGGAGUGACACUGGAAUGGUUGCUCGCAAGCGGAUCUCCAAUUCAAAGGAAGUACUAGAGCAGACACCAGCAACAGACUGA